AUGGGCGCGCGCCAGAUACCCUCGGAGGCGUGUUCAAGAAAGCUCGCGAAGAUGCCGCGGUCCUCGCUCGUGCCGCUGCUGCUGCUGCUGGCGCUGGCGCUGCGCUCCGUGGGCGCCUCCAUCUACCCCGUGGAGAGCAGCUACUGGGUGCCGCCCUUCCAGCGCGCGGAGAAGCUCUUCGCCACGGACCAGGGGCCCAUCCUCGCGCGCACGGGCAACUCGUCGGUCACGAUCGACAUCAGCGGUGUGAAUGUUACGCAGGACAUGGCCGGCUGGAGACUCGUGGUCUUCUUCUACCACGUGGACAGCUACGAGGACUUCCAGGCCGUGGCCGACAAGAUCGAGCUGCUGGCCUGCUCCGACGUGGAGGGGAUGAAGUUCGACGGCAUGUCGGACAUCCAGCGCUUCGUCUUUCCCGUGCUGAACUCGUCCAUGCCCUCGGUGAGCGCCAACGUGUCGCACCUCGUGAACACGAGCGGCUGGACGGACACGCAGGUGUUCGUCUGCGCGGACGACGAGGGCGCCCCCACCGAGACGCUCACGUUCACGGGCUCCAUGGAGGUGCGCAACCCGUACGGACUGCUGCCCGCCGUGCUGUACGGCAUGCUGCCGUUCAGCGCCUUUCUGACGAUCGGAUACCUGGUGCUGGACGUGUUCUUCGUGUUCCUGCUCAUCCGCUACCGCCGCCAAUUGCUGUCGCUCCACUGGGGAAUUCUGCUGAUCCUGGUCAUGGGAACGGCGGCGUCGGCAGUCUGGUUCUACGCGUUUUUCAGGAUGAACAAGACAGGCGAGCCCGUGUGCUGCCCCUACCCGACGACGUUCCUGAUUGCCGUCAUUUUGGAUACCUUCGUGCGUACGCUGGCGCGUAUCAUCCUGCUAGUGGUGUGCCUUGGCUACGGCAUUGUGCGCAGCCACAUGACUCGCGUUGAAGUUAGUGUGAUUGCCCUGCUGUCGCUGGCGUACUUUGUGUCGGGGAUCGCCGACGAGGUCACGCGCGGCACGUCAAGUGGUGCUGACUUCCGCGAGAAGCCGACGGCGUGGUCGUUUAUUCAGCUGCUGUGCAACCUCACGUUCAUCAUGUGGAUCCAGUACUCGAUGGAGCGCAUCCUGCGCGAUCUUCGCGACCAGAAGCAGUUUGCCAAGCUCAGCAUGUACCGCUGGCUGGCGUGGUCCCUCGCAGCUUUCAUCGUGUUCUUCACGAUUCUUACAGUUGUGGCCGUCUGCAGUCGGCUCGGCGUGUUUGAAUGGGACGUCGAGUGGGAAUGGAUGCAGCUCGUGGCUUGGCCGGUGCUGAACUUCACUGUCUCGGCUGCGAUGACCUUUAUCUGGCGACCGACGCAGAACAGCUCACAAUUCGCGUACUCCAUGCAGUUGCCUAUGACUGAGAGUCCGGGUAUCGAGAUGACACGCAACACGCACGGAUCGUCGUCGGAUGAGGACAUCAACCCAGAAAUUGAGUCCGACUCGGACGAGGAGAACCCGCGUCCCCCCGUGACGGAGAAGAAGCAAAAGAGCUACAGCAAGGAUAGUGAUGAUAUGGAAGGGGUCUAGGAUGAGUGCAAUUAAUU
This is a messenger RNA of Phytophthora sojae, 1568 nucleotides long. RefSeq lists its product as hypothetical. Gene Ontology annotation, cellular component: Golgi apparatus; membrane. Lineage: Eukaryota; Oomycota; Peronosporomycetes; Peronosporales; Peronosporaceae. Gene Ontology annotation, biological process: transport. The record is from RefSeq and is a predicted model, not a curated record. The coding region runs from base 1 to 1551 and encodes 516 amino acids. The transcript is spliced from 5 exons.